AUUUCAGAAAAAAUGUUGCCUCUUAAAAGAUCUGCCAGCUUCAAAAUUAGUGUUGACAAUGUCAAAAUUGAACCAGUUAUCAAAUAUCAAAAUGGUCUGAAUAAUUUUCAAGAAACAGAUGAAACAGAGAAAAUCACACAAAACGGCGACUUUCACAUUCAAAAUGGCGGCCAUCAGAUCCAAAAUGACGACCAUCAGAUUCAAAAUGGCGACCAUCAGAUCCAAAAUGGCGACUAUCAGAUCCAAAAUGGCGACCAUCAGAUUCAAAAUGAUGCAAAUCUAACAGAGGAAAUAAAUGAUGACGCUCCUCUUAAUAUACUAGCCGGGGCAGAUUGGGAGAGCUUAAACUAUUCUGUAUUAAAUAUUGAAGCAGGGGAAGAAGUGACGGGACUAGCAAUUAGUGAAGAGUAUAUAGCUGCACAGUUCUUCUUGGAACCUGAAAUACAUGUGUUUUCAAGAAAAGAUCUGAAUUUACUUCAUCGAUUGAGUGGACAUGACUAUGGGGGUCAAGCAGUACAAAUCCUGGAUAACAUUUUGUACUCUGGAUCCAAGGAUUGCACUGUAAGAAGUUGGAAUCUCGGAACAGGGAAAGAAAUAGAAGCAGUUAAUGAUCACAGGGAUUAUGUCCAGUGUUUAUGCGUGAAAAAGCUCCGAAUGGAUGGAUUGGGCGAGGACGGAGAAAUAACUGCUCUUGUCUCAGGAGGAGCGGCUGAUCAUAGGAUAGUUCUGUACAGUACAGAUAAUACAGGUCGAUUAAAAAAGAGGCAUCAGCUUGACGGUCACAGUGGUUGGAUAACAUGCUUGGAGAUGACCGAUACCAUGGUGAUCUCAGGAAGCAAGGAUUGUACAGUGAAACUAUGGGAUCUUGCAUCAGGAGAUAUUCUUCAAUCCCUGACUCAAGAUUCAGAUAUUACUUGUAUAUCUACAUUCUCUCUUACACAGGGAUAUCUAAUGUUGAGGGAUAUCUAAUGUUUGGGAAUAUCUAAUGCUUAGGGAUAUAUAAUGUUUAGGGAUAUCUAAUGUUUAGGGAUAUCUAAUGUUUAGGGAUAUCUAAUGUUUAGGGAUAUCUAAUAUUUAGGAAUAUCUAAUUUUUAAGGAUAUCUAUUGUUUAGGGAUAUCUAAUGUUUAGGAAUAUCUAAUGUUCAGGGAUAUCUAAUAUUUAGGAAUAUCUAAUGUUUAGGGAUAUCUAAUGUUUAGGGAUAUCUAAUGUUCAGGGAUAUCUAAUAUUUAGGGAUAUCUAAUGUUUAGGGGUAUCUAAUGUUUAGGGAUAUCUAAUGUUUACGGGUAUCUAAUGUUUAGGGGUAUAUAAUGUUUAUGGAUAUCUAAUGUUUAGGGAUAUCUAAUGUUUAGGGGUAUCUAAUGUUUAGGGAUAUAAUGUUCAGGGAUAUCUAAUGUUCAGGGAUAUCUAAUGUUCAGGGGUAUCUAUUGUUUAGGGAUAUCUAAUGUUUAGGGGUAUCUAAUGUUUAGGGAUAUCUAAUAUUUAGGAAUAUCUAAUUUUUAGGGAUAUCUAUUGUUUAGGGAUAUCUAAUGUUUAGGAAUAUCGAAUGU
Messenger RNA from Eurytemora carolleeae, 1548 nucleotides. Its product is annotated as F-box/WD repeat-containing protein 1A. The transcript is spliced from 8 exons. The record is from RefSeq and is a predicted model, not a curated record. NCBI's taxonomy places the organism in Eukaryota, Metazoa, Arthropoda, Copepoda, Calanoida, Temoridae. Bases 13 to 969 code for a protein of 318 amino acids. Gene Ontology annotation, molecular function: protein binding.